Messenger RNA from Clunio marinus, 243 nucleotides. NCBI's taxonomy places the organism in Eukaryota, Metazoa, Arthropoda, Insecta, Diptera, Chironomidae. The record is from the annotation of a GenBank genome assembly.
AUGAAAAAUUUAUUUACGUCGUUCUCAGAUUUCUCAAAUCACCAAACUCUUCAAAGACGUAAAGACGAUUCUCAAAUGGAGGUCACAUCACAAACAUCGUUGAAAAGUGAGGGACAUGAAAAUUAUCUGAUGAUGACAAAUGAAAUGAAUGAUGAGCAAGGCUUUGUGGGAACGCGGUACGACGACGACGAUCGCGGUGUUCAGAUAAAAACAUAUGUUCUAAAGUUGUGUUACACGAAGUGA